UAUGGGGUUCCGUUAAGCAACUCGGUCGUUGGCGUAAAGUUUCGCCAGCGGAGAGAGAUACGCGCAGAGAGAAUUUAUAAUCUAAUAGAAGAGAGAUAGAGAGAGAGAGAGAGAGAGAGAGAGAGAGAGAGAGAGAGAGAUAGAGGGAGAAAACUCGGAGGGCCAUAGGAGAGAGAGAGAGAGAGAGUAUCGUCGCUGUCGUCGUCGGAUUGGCGGUCUCUUUGAGGUCGCUGCAUCUGUACUCGGAAAAAAUGGUGGAUCAAUGCGCGUUAGGAUGGAUCUUGGCCUCUGUUCUUGGAGCUUCGGCUCUAUAUUUAUUGUUCGGAAAGAAAAACUGCGGAGUUUCGAAUGAACGGAGGCGUGAAAGCCUAAAGAAUAUCGCCACCACGAAUGGAGAAUGCAAAUCGAGUAAUAGCGACGGCGACAUUAUCAUUGUCGGAGCCGGUGUUGCCGGAUCCGCUCUUGCAUAUACUCUCGCCAAGGAUGGUCGUCAAGUACAUGUGAUUGAAAGAGACUUGUCAGAGCCGGACAGAAUUGUUGGUGAAUUAUUACAACCGGGAGGCUAUCUUAAGUUAACAGAGUUGGGACUUGAAGAUUGUGUGGAUGAUAUUGAUGCCCAAAGAGUGUAUGGUUAUGCUCUUUUUAAGGAUGGAAAGGAUACUAGACUCUCCUACCCCUUGGAAAAAUUUCAUUCGGACGUGUCUGGGAGGAGCUUUCACAAUGGACGCUUCAUUCAAAGGAUGCGCGAGAAGGCCGCAUCCCUGCCUAAUGUACGCUUGGAGCAGGGAACAGUCACUUCUCUGCUCGAGGAAAAUGGUACAAUUAAAGGAGUGCAGUACAAAAACAAGUCUGGACAGGAGAUGACAGCUUAUGCACCUUUAACUAUUGUUUGUGAUGGUUGCUUUUCAAAUUUGCGACGCUCUCUUUGCAACCCUAAGGUUGAUGUUCCCUCUUGUUUUGUUGGCCUCAUACUCGAGAAUUGCGAUCUUCCUUAUGCAAAUCAUGGACAUGUGAUACUCGCAGACCCCUCUCCUAUUUUGUUUUAUCCCAUUAGCAGUACAGAGAUCCGCUGUCUGGUGGAUGUGCCUGGACAGAAAGUUCCUUCCAUUUCAAACGGUGAAAUGGCUAACUAUUUGAAGAAUGUUGUUGCUCCUCAGAUUCCUCCUCAACUUUAUAAUUCCUUCAUAGCUGCUAUCGAUAAGGGUAAUAUCAGAACAAUGCCAAAUAGAAGUAUGCCAGCAGAUCCAUAUCCUACCCCCGGAGCCUUAUUGAUGGGGGAUGCAUUCAAUAUGCGUCACCCUCUAACUGGUGGCGGAAUGACCGUUGCAUUGUCUGACAUUGUUGUUCUUAGAGAUCUUCUCAAGCCUCUGCGUGAUCUGAAUGAUGCACCCACUCUCUGCAAGUAUCUUGAAGCAUUCUACACUCUACGCAAGCCAGUGGCUUCGACAAUAAACACGUUGGCAGGUGCCCUAUAUAAGGUGUUUUGUGCAUCACCAGAUCAGGCUAGAAAGGAAAUGCGUCAGGCUUGCUUCGAUUAUUUAAGCUUGGGUGGAAUCUUCUCGAAUGGACCAGUUUCUUUACUCUCCGGGUUGAACCCUCGCCCCUUGAGUUUGGUUCUCCAUUUCUUUGCAGUCGCAAUAUACGGUGUUGGUCGACUACUCAUCCCAUUUCCUUCUCCCAAACGUGUUUGGAUUGGAGCCAGAUUGAUUUCGGGUGCAUCGGCCAUUAUCUUUCCUAUUAUCAAAGCUGAAGGAGUAAGGCAGAUGUUUUUCCCCAAGACCGUUGCAGCUUAUUACCGGGCUCCACCCGUUGUGAGAGAGAGAUAACACUUCCGUGAUAAGAAAAAGAGAGAGGUUAUGUGAGAACAAAGGUCUUAAUGCUAUGGAUUUUGUACUAAACCUUUUUGGUUCUAUAGAUUGAUGAUGCCUGUAAAAAUCUACUCAUUAAUUAUUUUAUUUUUUUUUUUUCUGUUAAGUUGUGUGAGUGCUAGUUGUUCAAAACCUAGUGUGCCUCAGUUGAGAUUGUUUCUUUUAAAGAUGUCAAUCCCAUGAACCAGUUCGGAAUACAGUUUGGUAGGAAUUUCGUCUGA
This is a messenger RNA of Cucumis melo (muskmelon), 2089 nucleotides long. Its product is annotated as squalene monooxygenase SE1-like. Gene Ontology annotation, molecular function: flavin adenine dinucleotide binding; squalene monooxygenase activity. The transcript has 8 exons. Gene Ontology annotation, cellular component: membrane; endoplasmic reticulum. Lineage: Eukaryota; Viridiplantae; Streptophyta; Magnoliopsida; Cucurbitales; Cucurbitaceae. Bases 252 to 1826 code for a protein of 524 amino acids. Gene Ontology annotation, biological process: sterol biosynthetic process. The record is from RefSeq and is a predicted model, not a curated record.